Messenger RNA from Pseudo-nitzschia multistriata, 3099 nucleotides. The record is from the annotation of a GenBank genome assembly. NCBI's taxonomy places the organism in Eukaryota, Bacillariophyta, Bacillariophyceae, Bacillariales, Bacillariaceae.
CCGUCUUUUUCGCCUUCUUCUCCUUUCAAAUCUCGGUGUAUGUCACUCCCCUUCCCCAUCCAGCAUGUGUUGUGACAAUGAUUUCUUGCCGAAACAACGACACAACUAGCGUAGGAAGACAUCAUAGCGUGCAGCACAGCAUUUUCCUCACGAAGCACGAGUAUCGUUUACGUUGUCAUUCGAAUUCGUGUGAUCUCGGUUGUCUUCGACGCGAACACGUGAUGAUAGAACCCUGUGUUCGUAGUCAUUGGUCGGAAUUGCAGCAUUGGUUAUCUUCUCUAUUUAAGAUCUAUUCGUUGAUGCGCUAUUAACUAAAGUCGAGCUUGAGAUUUGCAUAAGAAAUGAACAACGAGCCAGAGUGAGGUUAGCAUAAGAAAUGAGCAACGAUCCGGGAUGAGGUUAGCAUAAGAAAUGAACAACGAGCCAGGGUGAGGUUUGCAUAAGAAAUCUACAACGAGCCAGAGUGAGGUUAGCAUAAGAAAUUAACAACGAUCCGGGAUGAGGUUUGCAUAAGAAAUUAAAAACGAUCCAGGGUGAGGUUAGCAUAAGAAAUGAACAACGAGCCAGGAUGAGGUUAGCAUAAGAUAUUAACAAUGCGCCAAGAUGAGUUUCGCAUAAGAAAUGAGCAACGAUCCGGGAUGAGGUUAGCAUAAGAAAUGAACAACGGGACAGGAUCAGGUUAGCAUACGGUAAGAACUGAGCAACGAUCCGGGAUGAGGUUAGCAUAAGAAAUGAACAGCAAUGAGUUUCGCAUAAGAAAUGAACAACGAUCCGGGAUGCGGUUAGCUUAAGAAAUGAACAACGAGCCAGAAAAAGUGUUAAAUGUGUCAACAAUAAAAAUAUAAUGAAACACUUAUUCCAUCUAAUCUAUCCAUUAUUUAAGUGUCAUGACUUGGCAAUCGUGUCAGUCGAAAAUUUCCGAACCUACUUCUCCUUCUWAUUACUGAUGUAAGGCACAGUAUGGUACGUACUGUACGGUACGGCAACGAGCGGUGCCUGAAGGAUUACCGUGAAAUGCUCUUCAGAGUUUGAUCAUUACUGUAGUUCUCAACUCACACUUGUAAUCUCUCUCCAGAUCUCCAUGCAGCUUCCAUUGUAACCUUCAUUUACUAUUGCCGCAAAAACGAUACCGUGUUCAUUAACAUUCUAGUUCAAGUGCUCUCUUUUCUCUUGACGCGAGAGCGUGAUGCUUCAGUUUUAUAUAACGCUCUAUGAACCCCCUGAUGGUCGGGUUAUCUGCUCUGUUUAUGAAUCGUAGCUUAUUAAUUGAAACUCGUCUAGGAAAAAUGAAUAAGUAGUUCUUCGACAAAUGUAGUUUAUUGAUAUGAUUUUGUAGAAAUCUAAAAACAUACCCAAUUGCCGCCUUCGUCAUUUGUACCUCAACCUUUCCUUUCUUCAAAGUUCCAAAACGUUACUUAUGGCAUAUGUCUGAAAGCGAUGGUAGAAAUUGCAAUGCAUUUUUAUGUGUGGUCUGAACAACAAUCUGCUUCUUACUUAAGAAAAAACAGAUUUAUUACGAAACAGUAUCCAUUCUUCUUUCCUGCGUUCGUGGUAUGUCAUUUCUGAAGAAAAAUGUCAAAUCGUGUCUUUCUCUCAAUCGAGAUUCUUGUUUCCGCGCAACCCCAACCGUACAUUACAGUACUGUACUCUUCAACAAAGUGGAAUUUGGAACCGGUACGGUAGCGCAAUCUCACAAUUUGUCAUUUUCAAGCGAAAAUAUCUCUCGCACCCAUCGCGUUGCCAGAAAACACACAAAACAUUGUUAUUAUUUGUUUCAAAUAUGGAGGACGCGAAUUGCAACCAAGACGACAAGAGGAGACAGAAGCCUUCCUAUGUUUCUUGGUGGGAAGAGAAUCUCAGAGAAACGAUUCGAUUGAAUCGAGAAGGUAUCGAAUGCAUGGAACACCGAAAAUUCGCGGCCGCCGUAAAGCUAUUUGCAAACGCUCUCGAUAGGCACGAUCGGCUCAAAACAGAGGUUCAAUGUAUGAUGUCCCCUGAUGGUGACUCGGGGGAUAUCAUAGUAAGCGCUGCGGAUAAAAAUACCACGGCUGCAGGUGCAGAAAAUUGUGCUGAUGCUGAUACCCCUAAUCGCAAUCACGGUGCCGCAGUGCCCAACAACAAAACCUUCGACAAAUUCUUCUUUCAUAGUGACUUGUUUGUACAACAGGACCACCAGCAAGGGGAUAUCGACCUGGUCUUUUGCGAACCUAUCCGAAUUCCAGCGACGAUCGAGGACGUAGAGGUUUUGAUUUCAGAAACUUGCCGCGGCAGCAAUAAUAGCUCCUCGGCGUGUGAGGCAGCAUCUUCGUCGCCACGGACGUUGUCCGAAUGGGUAUCUACCGCCAAUGACUUGCUCUCUUCCUACCACACCUACAAUUUUGCGAUCUCCCAUCACCUGCGGGGAAUCGAGCUCAUGCGUGAGGACAAGGACAGAAAUAAUCCGGGCGUUUCACCAGAACGGAGUUUGUACAAAAAWUAUCUGGAAACCGCUUAUAGCUGUUACAAAUUAACCAUACGUCUGGAACAAAAACGCCAAAACAAGAAUAUUGGGGGAGAGCGACUUUGUACCAGGGUGGAUCCCCGCGUCGUGUUGGCCUGCUUGAACAAUCUCGCCGAUCUAGAUUACCGUGACAGCCAAAACAGCAGUGUUACUGCGAUCCGUGUAGGAGCCUUCAUGGCUUCUACUGCCCGUUGUCGGAGCUGCUAUCGGCACUUGCAAAUCAUAACAAGACGAAUGUGGGAAGCCCUCGAACAUUUGGAUCACAAGAACCGUAAGAAAUCCAGAUUGUUGGAAGAACACGUUUCGCAAUUGGAAGUCAGUCGCUCUUAUAUUCAAAUAUUUGCAAGAAACGCUCGCCAGGGGUUUUUUCGAUUGUGGAGAAGCACAGUUUCGAAGAGACGAAAUGAUGGGGAUGAGGACAAAGAGCAUCCAAACCUUUAUGUAUUGGAGAGUACCACUGCUGGAGCUGCCUAAAAAGUCUGAWGGUUUAUUGCAACCGAGGGAAUACUAGGAUGAAUCAAUCCAGCAGAAAUUGUGUUAGUAGUACAUGCGAAUCACUGGGGAUCGUCACCUCUUAUAAUUAAACAAUGAAAGAAUUU